Dermacentor albipictus is the source of this 1737-nucleotide messenger RNA. RefSeq lists its product as uncharacterized. The record is from RefSeq and is a predicted model, not a curated record. NCBI's taxonomy places the organism in Eukaryota, Metazoa, Arthropoda, Arachnida, Ixodida, Ixodidae.
UAUUCUGUGGCCUUGCACGAAGCAACGCUCUCAGCGUUAGUGUCCAGCAUUUCACCGCAUCCAUGUUUUGGAAAUCCUACGCACCAGCAUUCUUCAUCCUUUUGGUGACUGUGCCAAUCUGCGCAGACAUUCAGAGAAAUUUUGAGGUUCCAAAUUUGACGCCUCGUCGUUCGCCAAGAUGGGGAUUCUUCAACUGGGUAGAAUUUGCCAACGAGCCUUGCAUAUCAAGAAACGGCUUCAGCGGCGUCUGCCUCACAAGCUCCGAGUGCAGCUUACACGGUGGCAUCGUGAACGGACGCUGCGCCCAAGGCUACGGCGUUUGCUGCCAAGUGUCAAGGACUUGCGGCCAGAUUAUAUCGCGGAACAACAGCUACUUCGUAGACCCUGCCUCCGUUGGUGGGUCCUUGGCUCCUGGUCCAAACGGCGUGCUCUGCUCAGUUACCGUCCACAAGGCAGACCCGUCAGUAUGCCAGCUGAGGCUGAACCUGGAGCGCUUCGAUGUGAUUGGCCCCGACGUGUCCCACUUGUCUGGGACAUGCAGCCAUGAUGCCUUCCACAUCAGCGGCCAAGAUGAAAACAGCGUGGUACCCUUAAUAUGCGGAGUAAACCAUGGACAACAUGUCUACGUGAGCGUAAGUCAAUCAAGUGGCCCCGUGAGAUUGUCCAUGUUCCUGGCUCCCAACGCUACCCAGCGAAACUGGAAGGUUAGGGUCAUCCAGCUGCCGUUCUACGUGAGCGUAAGUCAAUCAAGUGGCCCCGUGAGAUUGUCCAUGUUCCUGGCUCCCAACGCUACCCAGCGAAACUGGAAGGUUAGGGUCAUCCAGCUGCCGUGCAGCAGCAGGAGAUUAGCCCCUUCCGGCUGUCUGCAAUACCACGAAGACCCCACGGGUAUCAUAUCGAGCUUCAACUACGGCAGUGACAGCACUUCCGCUGGUAGCGGAAGCGGGCGCCUCGAGAGGGGCUACCCCAGCUUUAACCGCUACUCUAUUUGCUUCCGGUUGGCUGCUGGAACGUGUUCUCUCCGCCUUGCCAAAGACGGUCCGUUUGGGGUCUACGCCGAACCGGCGCAAGGGAACAUCCCGGACAGGGGAAGAGGGCGGUCGGUGGUUAACCGCUGUGAAGAAUUCACCUUCCGGUCACCGCUUCAGGCAGACUUUCUGAUGCUUGGCGUGCAGCCCUUCUGCGGUGACGACUUCCCAGACUCCUUAGAAACAGUGGACAGCGGGGCCAUGAUCAUCACUUUUGUUAGCAACGGAACACAUCGCCCGGAGUACGCUGGCUUCAGACUUCGCUACCAGAUGGUGCCAUGCGUUCGUCAUCGCCACGGUCUCGACAGCGAUUCAGCGACACGAAGACCUGACAAUGGUUUAUUGUCUCAAGACUUCCCUACACGGAUGCCAUAUGUAUCAGCUUUUCACGCCAGUAAUGGUCUCACAAGCGCUCCGAGCGGAAGCCUUCAACAUGACUUUCCUUCAAUUUCGGAGCCGGAAGUACACACUGAAUCCGGCUACUUCCCCGAGCCUGAUUCCCAUAACACCGGUGGCCAAAUCGUUCUAUAUCACAAGGGCGUGUACAAAGACAUCGCCAUGAAGAUCAUGAGGAACCUUGUCUCUGUUGUGCAAAGUUGACUGCGCAAGAUUGUGGAACACGUAUUGCGUUGAUAAUGCUGCCGCUUUCAUUGAUAAUUGAUUAUGCUGCGUAGUUUUAUAACAUAUAGAUUCUGGUUCUAACAAGCUU